Oryza brachyantha (malo sina) is the source of this 1768-nucleotide messenger RNA. Its product is annotated as putative squamosa promoter-binding-like protein 19. Gene Ontology annotation, cellular component: nucleus. Bases 234 to 1283 code for a protein of 349 amino acids. NCBI's taxonomy places the organism in Eukaryota, Viridiplantae, Streptophyta, Magnoliopsida, Poales, Poaceae. The record is from RefSeq and is a predicted model, not a curated record. The transcript is spliced from 3 exons. Gene Ontology annotation, molecular function: DNA binding.
CUUGCUUAAGCUUUAGCUUAGCUUAGCUUGGUCCCAGCCAGGAGCCAGCGUCGCCGCCGCCCGUCGCUGGCGCGGCGCGUUUGGUUGCUUUUGGUGCCUCGGUUUGCCGCGCAAUUUCGUCGUGCGGUGCUUGCUGAUGGGUUUUCUUGGUUUUUUGGUAGGUUGGUUGGUCGUUGGGGGGACAGGGCGGCGGCGGCGUAGGAGGAGGCGCGGCGCGGGUUCUUUGGGUGGGCAUGGAGUGGGCGGCGGCGACGAGGGCGGUUUUCUGGGGCACGGGGGCGGCGGCGAGCGACGCCGGCCCGACCAUGCUGUCCUUCGCCGGGCCGUCGUCUUCCCGGGACGCCGAAGCGGAGGCGGCUGCGGCUGCGGCGGCGGCGGCGGCGGCGCUGCAGGAUUUCUCCGCGGGGCUCGCCCACCGCGCCUCGUCCAGGCCGCACGCGCCGUCGUCGAGGAGGGCGCGCGGCGGCGGGGGGUCGGCCGGCGGCGGCGCGGACUCCUGCUCGGUGGACGGGUGCCGGUCGGACCUCACCCGGUGCCGCGACUACCACCGCCGCCACAAGGUCUGCGAGGCGCACGCCAAGACGCCGGUCGUCGUCGUCGGCGGCCUGGAGCAGCGCUUCUGCCAGCAAUGCAGCCGAUUUCACAAUCUGGGUGAGUUUGAUGAUGAGAAAAAAAGUUGCCGGAAACGGCUGGAUGGUCAUAACAGGCGGCGAAGAAAGCCACAGCAUGAUGCACUGAACCCCAGGAGCUUCAUUCCAUAUCAACAAGUGAAUCAAUUUUCAGUCUACCCACAAACAUUUCCAAUAGCCGACCAGAAUGGCGAUGCCUCAAUGCGCCCGCUGGACCGCCAGCCUACCUUCUCCAUCUCAUUCUCGGGAUCCUUGAGAGCGCCGAAGCAGUUCCCUUUCUUGCAAGAUAGCAGCAGCAGCGGCGGCAUCAGCACAGCUGGCCAAAAUCUCCUGCGGACCUAUUCUUCCGCAGAAGAUGGCGCCAACAUCACCCCGACCCGCAGCAGCACAUGCAACGGUGUCCCCCACGGCCUGGACCCAGAGUGUGCUCUCUCUCUUCUGUCAUCGUCGCUGCAUCCCUCCUCUGCCGGCAUCUCCAGCACAACGCCUCCAGCGCAGUUUGCCCCCGUUUUCAGUAGAAUCGCCUCCUCGUCGCAGACUGUAACCACUGCAUUCGCAUCAGAUGGACCAUCAGUUGCCAGUCACCAUGUGUUGGUUCCUACUGCUGCAUAUGAAGAUCCUUCCCAGGCACUGCCAUUCUCUUGGCAGGUAUAGAUAGACAUUGGGGGCUGUGGUUUUUGUUGUGCCUGCAGAAUGGCUGGUGAAAAUGACUGAGGCUGCUAUUUUUUUUGGGUUGUGUGAGCCUGCAGAAUUCAAGCUGGUUACAGUUGUAGAUAAAUAACAUCUCAGGUCCUCUGGUUGUGCAGAUUAUUUAUCAACCAAUUGUGCUACAUAUCAGUGAUUAUUUUUCUUGAGAUGUACAUAUGUAUGCUUUGUUUAGCAACAUUCUCCAGGGAUGUGAACUUGUGAAGUUUGGGUUGAGGCCUCAAACCCAGAGGAGGCCAACUCUACUACUAUUAGUUGGCCAGACUGACCUAUUUUGCUUUGCAACAUGAACCGGUGUUUUGACAUUGAGGGUCCUGAAGGCCCAAACUGUAACAUAGGCCUUCCGACACUUACCAUGAAAAUCUGGCCUCAUCAGACUUUCUGUGCCUAGAAGCUGUUAAAUACAAAUUUUAAGUUGGAAAUUUUGAUGGACC